Molecule: messenger RNA, 2711 nt
Organism: Drosophila virilis
Lineage: Eukaryota; Metazoa; Arthropoda; Insecta; Diptera; Drosophilidae
Gene: Abcd1
Product: ATP binding cassette subfamily D
Biological process (GO): long-chain fatty acid import into peroxisome; very long-chain fatty acid catabolic process; fatty acid beta-oxidation
Cellular component (GO): peroxisomal membrane
Molecular function (GO): ABC-type transporter activity; ATP binding; ATP hydrolysis activity
Source: RefSeq, a predicted model, not a curated record
UAUGUUGAAAUUGUUAUAGUUUUACUUUUAACAAUUGUGUAUCCGAGUGUUUUGUUAAAUGUGAAAAUUAAAACACCGUUCUGAGUUGUGUGUUUUCCAAAAAAAAAAAAAAAACACACACACUUUGGCGUUAGCUAAUUCGAUAUACUAAAUACAUAUUAAAUAAAUCAUAAAAUUUGGAUAUAAAUAUGACCGUCUUCUCGAAAUAUGUCGACCGUAUAGCGGAAAAAUAUGAACAAUCCGGACUCCCAAAUCAGGCAUUCAGUUACGCCCUGGUGGGAACGGCCCUAUUUGCAUUAACAAUCAAGGUAACAGUUCCAUAUAUUAAAAAUAUCAAAUGCGCAAAGGAUGAAAAUGGAAAAUCGAAUGUCGGCAAGGGUGCGCUCACACCUUUAGAGAUCGAUGCUACGGACGAGGAGUCUAAGUUGGCCGAGGCCGAGAAACUGCUGGUGGAGCAGCAAUUGAAGAUGAAAAAUAAACAAAUGCUGGAGCCGGGCCUUAAUAAGGAAUUUCUUAAGCAGCUUGGCAUGCUGGUUAGGAUCAUGAUACCGCACAAGCUGUGCUAUGAAACCGGACUCCUUACCGUACACACCUUGUGCCUAAUAUCCAGGACAUUCCUCAGCAUUUAUGUGGCGGCAUUGGAAGGAGCUAUUGUUAAGUUUAUCGUGCGAAAGGAUGUGAAACAGUUCGCUCUUGUAUUGAUGAAAUGGUUUGGCAUUGCGAUCCCAGCCACAUUUGUUAAUUCAAUGAUACGAUUUCUGGAGAGUAAACUAGCUUUGGCGUUUCGGACUCGUUUGGUGCGUCACUCGUAUCGAUUGUAUUUCAAGAAUCAAAAUUACUAUCGAGUAUCGAAUCUUGACGGACGCAUCGAGAACGCAGAUCACAGACUUACCGAGGAUAUUUCAGUGUUUGCCAGCUCCGUGGCCCAUUUGUAUAGUAGCUUGACUAAACCUUGUUUUGAUCUAAUGUUAAUUGGCUUGGCAUUAAUGCGCUCCUCCAGAAAGAUGAAGGCCAAUAUCUUAUCAGGCCCAGCUCUGUCUGUGAGUGUCAUUGCGCUUACCGCUCACAUAUUACGUAUUGUGUCGCCGAAAUUUGGACAACUGGUCUCGGAGGAGGCGAAUCGUUAUGGCUAUCUUAGGCAUAUCCAUUCACGUAUUAUAACAAAUGCGGAGGAAAUUGCAUUUUACGGAGGACACAAGGUGGAGUUGCAGCAGCUGCGCACCGCAUACAAUCGACUCGUGAAUCAAAUGAAUAGCAUAUUUAGCCAAAAGCUUUGGUUUAUAAUGCUGGAGCAGUUUUUCAUGAAAUACGUAUGGUCCGGCACAGGAAUGGUAAUGGUUUCCCUGCCAAUAUUAACGGGUACGGCUGUAUCCAAAAACUCAGAUAAUACCCACAUAACCGCCGAGGUCAACGACUCGAGUGUGAGCGAGCGUACCCAAUAUCUGACGACGGCCAGAAAUCUGCUCAUAUCGGCAGCGGAUGCUAUCGAGCGUUUGAUGUCGUCCUAUAAGGAGGUUGUGGCAUUGGCCGGAUACACUUACAGAGUGGCUGGAAUGUUGGAUGUUUUCGAGGAGACUGCACAGGGAAUUUACAGCAAGGCCACCCUGGUCGCGAAUGAGGAAAUGAACGGUAUCAUAGAGUUCCGCGAAGGCAAGCCGAUAGCCAAGGGUCGCAUUAUUUACUCGGAUGAUCCCGGCAAUAUGUCGAUCUGUCUCCGGUCUGUACCGGUCGUUACCCCCAACUGUGAUAUUGUUGUGCCAAGUUUGACUCUCUGCAUUGAGCCCGGAGUGCAUCUCUUGAUAACGGGCCCCAAUGGCUGUGGUAAAUCCAGCCUGUUCCGCAUUCUAAGCGGACUCUGGCCAAUCUAUGCCGGAGAGCUGCACAUACCGCGUCCUGUCGAAAACAAGCCCUGCAUGUUUUACAUCCCCCAGCGACCCUAUAUGUCCAUUGGCAGCUUAUGUGAUCAAAUCAUAUAUCCGGAUACACGGGAGGAUAUGAAACGUAAAGGCAUCACCGAAAAUGAGCUAAUGAACAUUCUAAAACUGGUCACGCUCGAGCAUAUUGCGCAACGUGACAGCUUUGAUGUUGUGCGCGAUUGGAAAGACAUUCUCUCCGGAGGAGAAAAACAACGAAUGGCCGUGGCUCGUCUAUUUUAUCACAAGCCGCGUUAUGCGCUUCUCGACGAGUGUACGAGUGCAGUGUCCAUUGACGUUGAGAGCUCGAUUUAUGACAUUGCCAAGAAGAUGGGCAUCACGCUUCUGACAAUAACACAUAGACCAACCCUGUGGAAAUUCCACACGCACAUUCUUGAGUUUGACGGUCAAGGAAGCUGGAAGUUCAGGAAAAUGGAUCCCAAUGAGAAGCAGAAGGAGAAGUUCAUUCACUAAUAUCCGAAUUACAUAUAGAAAAAACGCUCAAGUGAAUAAAGACUAUAGAGAGUGUCAGGAGGAGUAUAGCGUUACGGUUUAGAAAACAAUCGAGUGCUUAAAAAUGUACAAGGUAUCUUCCAGUCGUACACUUGUUUUAUUAUGGACAUUAAACAUACUUUUAUGUAUAUUUUUGAAUUGAUUAGGAUAUGCUACACAGCUGUAAGUUCAGGAAAAAUGUAUCCUAUUGAGAAAAAUCUUUCAUUCACCAAUAUCCAUAUGAAGUAUUAAUAACCCUAGAGUGAAUUCAGUUUAAAUAAAGUUCACAUCAAGUUAUCGUUGAAA